Clarias gariepinus (North African catfish) is the source of this 3287-nucleotide messenger RNA. RefSeq names its product potassium voltage-gated channel, Shab-related subfamily, member 1 (gene kcnb1). Gene Ontology annotation, biological process: protein homooligomerization; potassium ion transmembrane transport. Gene Ontology annotation, molecular function: delayed rectifier potassium channel activity; protein binding. The transcript has 3 exons. Gene Ontology annotation, cellular component: membrane; voltage-gated potassium channel complex. Lineage: Eukaryota; Metazoa; Chordata; Actinopteri; Siluriformes; Clariidae. The record is from RefSeq and is a predicted model, not a curated record. The coding region runs from base 173 to 2659 and encodes 828 amino acids.
AAGCAGUGACGCUCCUCCUGUUUUUCUUCUCAUUUAUGGGCUUUUCCAUCAUUCUCAGCCUUCAGCUACUGAGCGAUGGAAGAACGCGGUUCCCAAACCGAAAGGUAACGCAGGUUCCGCGGCCCGCCUGGAGUAAGCCAUAGCCUACUAAACUGCGGCCGAACCAGAAACGAUGGAGAGACCGUCCGCCAUAAUCAAUAAAACAGGCUCUCGGUCGGCGGCCUCACUGCCUCCGGAGCCGGUGGACAUCAUCCGGAGCAUGUCGUGUUACCGGCGUGUGCGUCUGAACGUGGGCGGCCUGCCGCACGAGGUGCUCUGGCGCACGCUGGAGCGCCUGCCGCGCACGCGCCUGGGCAAACUUCGCGCGUGCACGACGCACGAGGCGCUUAUGGAUAUUUGCGACGACUAUAACCUGGACGAGAACGAGUACUUCUUUGACCGACACCCUGGCGCGUUCACGUCCAUCCUGAACUUCUACCGCACGGGAAAGUUGCACAUGAUGGAGGAAAUGUGCGCGCUAUCGUUCAGUCAGGAGCUGGACUACUGGGGCGUGGACGAGAUCUACCUGGAGUCAUGCUGCCAGGCGCGCUACCAUCAGAAAAAGGAGCAGAUGAAUGAGGAGCUGCGGCGAGAGGCUGACACACUGAAGGAGCGCGAGGGCGAGGAGCUGGAUAACGCGUGCUGCUCGGAGAAGCGCAAGAAACUGUGGGACCUGCUGGAGAAGCCCGGCUCUUCUGUAGCAGCCAAGAUACUGGCCAUCAUCUCCAUAUUGUUCAUUGUGCUGUCUACCAUCGCUCUGUCUCUCAACACACUUCCAGAACUGCAAGACAUAGAUGAGUUUGGCCAGAGCACAGACAACCCUCAACUGGCCCAUGUCGAGGCAGUUUGCAUUGCGUGGUUUACCAUGGAGUAUCUUCUUCGCUUUCUUUCUGCACCCAAUAAAUGGAAGUUUUUCAAAGGUCCCCUCAAUGUCAUUGACCUGUUGGCGAUCCUUCCAUACUAUGUUACAAUCUUCCUCACAGAGUCUAACAAAAGUGUACUGCAAUUCCAGAAUGUACGGCGAGUGGUGCAGAUCUUUCGGAUUAUGCGAAUUUUACGAAUCCUAAAAUUGGCUCGUCAUUCUACUGGGCUACAGUCACUUGGUUUCACUUUACGACGUAGUUACAAUGAACUUGGCCUGCUAAUACUCUUUUUAGCAAUGGGCAUUAUGAUCUUUUCAAGUUUGGUCUUCUUUGCAGAAAAGGAUGAAGAUGACACCAAGUUCAAGAGCAUACCUGCCUCCUUUUGGUGGGCUACUAUUACCAUGACCACUGUAGGAUACGGGGACAUUUACCCAAAGACAUUGCUAGGCAAGAUAGUUGGCGGUCUCUGCUGCAUUGCUGGAGUUCUGGUCAUUGCACUUCCUAUCCCCAUCAUUGUAAACAACUUCUCUGAGUUCUAUAAGGAGCAGAAGAGACAAGAGAAAGCCAUCAAGCGACGUGAGGCUUUAGAACGAGCCAAGCGCAAUGGCAGCAUAGUGUCUAUGAAUGUUAGGGAUGCUUUUUCUCGUGGUGCAGAGCUUCUUGAUGUGGUUGUGAUGGAGAAGGGCGAGAAGCUUCAAGACAACCAUCUUUCACCUAGUCGCUGGAAAUGGUCAACAAAGAGAGCUGCGUCUGACUCCAGCUCCAAUCGCUCAUUUAGUCAAGAACAGGGAUCCCCAAGCAAGGCCAGGCCCUCAAGCCCUCAGAGACUUAAUCCACAAAAAUUAGAGGAAGUGUAUAACCAGAUGACCAAGACUCAGUCACAACCAAACCUCAACACCAAAGACAGGAGUUCAUCCCGGAUAGGUAGAAGGAGGGAUGAGAUUGAGCUAGGUACCAUGCCAGGUCAAGGAGCUGGUCCUUUUGGGGGCCAUGAAGGAGUGGUGGAUAUGAAAAGUCUGUCCAGCAUUGACAGCUACAUCAGCUGUGCCACAGACUUCCAAGAAAAUACACGAUUCCCUUUUAGUCCAGUAGUGGGCUUGACCCUCCCAGAGAGUUCUCGUUUUUCACACAGUUCCGGAAUAUCAGGACGGGUCAGUGGUAAUCCAAGCCUUCAGACCACGAUGGAGCACGAAUCCAUGCUCACUCCACCAUGUUCUGCUGCAAAACCUCCUGACAUAGAGGGUUCACAUCUUGGUGGAAACCUUCUAAAAAGACAUUCUCUAAGAGUGAAUCAUCACGGUUAUGGGGAUUCAAGUCUGGCAGGUUGCCUUUUAUCAGACAGCUCUGCUCCCUCAGAUCAUUCCCUGAUCAGCCCAGAAGUCUCUAUCUACACCACAGCUAGCAGCAGGACUCCACCGAAGACACCAGAGGGAGUUGCACUUACACCUACAGUUUUCACAUUUCAUGAUGCCUCUAUCAAUAGGUACAUUGAUGCUGAUACAGAUGAUGAAGAACAUCUCAGAGAAAGUCCAUCAGACUGUCUGCUUGGGGGUGUGGGCACCAAGCCUCACCUAAAUAUUGGGUACCAGAGGGGCACUAACCACCUCGAGGCUGCACAGCGACUAUUGGGUCAGAACUGUCGAUUCUCAUUGGGAAGCAAUCCAAGUGUAAGUCACGAUAAUCAUUUGGCAUUAGAUGCUUUACAUAGAUGUAGAGCAGACAAAGGACGUUCCAACACAUUUGAUGAAAGCCUUUGAGACAUUUAAGUGCAUAUACUGACUACUGAGAAAAAAGAGCAUGGAGGGAAGCAAAGGCAAUGAAUAAAGAUACCUGAAUGCUUAGUGCAGUGUCCACAGAUGUACCACAGGCCCUAAUCUCUUCCUGUCUCUCCCAAUUUUUGUGCAUUUGCUGCACUGGUAUUAGGCAGCCUGCACUCUCAUUCUCCCAGGAAAACUGAAUUAAAUGUGACUGUUGUCAAUAUCUGACAUAAUAAGCUUGUGCAGCCUAGUUACAAUAGGAAAAUUCAACACUGAACAGAGAACGGGUCUUUAAAGUACAGACAGGGACAGUCAUUCACUGCCAAAGUCACCCAGCCGUUGUCCAGAGUCCAUUACAAGAUUAGGCUUUAGAUUAAGUUUAAGUUAUUGCCCGUUUACAAGUGCAACCCUGUAAAGAAACUAGCCUUACUUUAUUGCAGGUAUGAAUGUCUGAAUGUCUACAACACCUGUUUAUGAGUGUGUAAAUGGGUUCACUAUGAGGAGACUUGUCCUUAUGGUAAUGUUUUAAUUUACAAUUCUGCACACGCUCUCGAAGUUGUACGCAUACAGUGUAAUUUAUUUACUGAUUUAUUUUUAUACAGAUGUAAACACUAUAGAAAUCUAUAUU